Messenger RNA from Helianthus annuus (common sunflower), 586 nucleotides. RefSeq lists its product as uncharacterized. The transcript is spliced from 3 exons. The record is from RefSeq and is a predicted model, not a curated record. Lineage: Eukaryota; Viridiplantae; Streptophyta; Magnoliopsida; Asterales; Asteraceae. Bases 132 to 464 code for a protein of 110 amino acids.
CGUUUCCGCUCGUUUCUGGUGGUUCGGGUACACUGUGGUGAUUCGAUUACAUGUGUAUUUAUGUGUCUAUCUAGUGUGUGUUAAUGUGUAUCUCAUUAUGUAAUUUUUAUGUUUAACAGUGAAUUGUAGCUAUGUCGAAAAGAGGCAAACGGGGCGUUGCUUGUUUUUCGAAGAAAUAUAAGGAUGAGGAUUAUAACAUUGAGUUUGAUCAAAAUAAUCUUCCUGUUGGUCCUAACAAGCAUAAAUUUGUUUCAUGGUUCGGACUGAAAUGUAAACAAAUGUUUCCGUAUCACAUCAAGACUACGGAUUUUGAGCGAUACAUGUGGGACGAACUAUGGCUUGAAACAAAGGAACUGUGGAAAAUUCAGUCCAAUGCCCCGAAAGACACUAUGGAACGAAAAGCAAAGAAACUUUGUACCAAUUUUAGGAGUAGACUUGUCACCCAUUAUAUAAAUUUAGGAUAAAAGUAAAAAAGCAAGAGCAAGUGCAAAAGCAAACAAAAACGUCCCGCGUGUAGGACGAUCUGGGUAUACGAGCAUGAAAUAUGAUAUCAUAUGGCCUCAACUUUUAGCAAAGUAUUCAUGUC